This is a messenger RNA of Electrophorus electricus (electric eel), 2914 nucleotides long. RefSeq names its product heat shock protein, alpha-crystallin-related, b12 (gene hspb12). Lineage: Eukaryota; Metazoa; Chordata; Actinopteri; Gymnotiformes; Gymnotidae. The record is from RefSeq and is a predicted model, not a curated record.
UUCAGUAUAUCUUAGAAGGCGGCGGCAUCAGCCAUUCAACUUCUUUCUUUCAGCUCUACAUCCUGUGGCUUGGCAUGCAGAGCACAGUGCCUUUGAUCCAUCAAUGUCCAGCACUGCACUAGGUUUCAGGAUAGACCAGGUCAUACGCUUAUAUUUUUCUGAGCGAGAGUGUACCCUCCUUGAUAUACUGUAGAUAUAAACUGCAACGAUCUUUCAAGACACUUUGUAACACCCGUCAUGACUUCCCUGGCUAACUCCUCUCCCUCUCACGCAUCCUCAUCCUUAUUCUGCUCGUCAUCACGCUACAGCUGCACCAGCAUCAGCUCGAUUCGGAUGGAGGGCUCUGCUCCAGAAGACCCUCUCCUCGGGCCCUUCUUAGACCAAGGAUCCGACACCCUGUUUGGGGAAGAGCUUUGUGCCUCCCCACCGUCCUUACCAUCCCUUAGUAACCACUGCAGGGGCUCCUACUCCCUAUACAAGGGUGAUCAGGAGUCCUUGCCAGGUUACCACAGUGACCGUAGCUCUUUUCAGGGUUACAAAGGGGAUUUGGAUUUGUUCAAAAGCCAUGGAGGUGAGAGAGAAGGUUUCAGAGGUUUCCAGGGAGACAGGAAGUCCUGCUCUGGGAGUUACCAAGGUGACUGGAACCAUGGAGACAGCUUACAGGCCAGUUCCGGUCGUCCUGCUAGUAUGGGUGUUGUCCAGACAGCAGGUGAAACUUACUAUUUGUCAGCGGACGUUGGCUACUUUGAACCGCAUGACAUCGUGGUGAUGGCCUAUAACCAUUGCAUAGUCAUACAUGCUGAGAAGGUCGGAAGUGACGGAUGUGUCAGGAACAAAUUUUCCCACAGGUCUGUGCUGCCAGAGGACAUGGACCCUUUAUCUGUGAGCGGUACCCUGACACCAGAAGGCAUGCUCGUAAUCAGUGUGAAACGCACCUGCACACCACCCAUGACCUCUGUGACCUCCUGUCCUCCACUGUGACACUUACUGUUGAACUCUGUCCUCUCACAAUCUCACAAAAACAACGCAAGCAUAACUAAAAAACAAAACUAAACAUAAAAAGCAUAAUGCCAAGAGCGACUACAGACACAAAAGAGCAGAAUAUUUCAAAGGUUCAAUCCCAUAUGAUGUUUAUUAACUCAAGCAAAAACAAGAUAACAAAUAUUAUUCAAGUUGUCAUUUUAUUCUAUUAUUAUGCAAUUUAUCUGUCUACCAGUAAUAGUAUUUAUAUGAUAAAAUGCUACAGUAAAUCUGAAUUGCAAAAAACCUCAAAUAAAGAGCAUUUAACAUACUUCUAUGUGUAAUUCAAAAAUUAUUUCUGAACUAAGGACUUCCUUACUUAGUACCAGGCAGUCACUGAUGCUAAAUACUCGGUGCUUUAGCAAGAUAAGCAUUUAGCAGUUAGCAUGCUCAAUUAAUGGCUUUCAAUAGCUUUAUAACAUAAAAAAUAAUGCUGAUCAGUAAACUGUACUUAACAAGUCAAAGAAGCAAGUCUAGAUUUACCCAAAUACUAUGCAUGGUACAUGAUCAGUGAUGCAAGUGUUAGAAGUCUUCUGUAGGUUCCUCGGUUCCAAGGGGGCUGCUAAAUGAUCUUAUGAGUUAAUCCACUGCAUAGAGUGUAUGUUUUUUUCUUUUUAACAACUGCUUUUCCUUUAUUAAAUAAAUAUAUUAGAUGACAAAUUGACUAAAUGGUUUCAAUAUUUGUAGAUAUCUUGUAAUAAAUGCAUUGUUUGCAGGUUAAUAGUAUACAUUAAACUGCAUAUAUUAAUACCAUAUGGUAAACAUUGUGUUACAAGAAGAUUAUGGUCCUCAAAUUUUCAAAAUGUUUUCAUAUAAAAUCAUUAGCUAUUUUUUUGUUUUCCUCAAAACACCUAACACUGAAUGUCUGUUUUUGCAUUUUGCAACUAGCAAGAUUAAACUUUACAACUUAUAGAAAAUUUAAAGCCAAUCAAAUUCAAAUAUUAAACAAUGCCUGAAUACAGACUGUCUGCAGGUGUCUUAAGGUAACCAAUAACAUAUUCUGGAACACAUUCUGUAAAUGAAGGAAGGCUCCCAUGCAGUGUAAACUCACAAAUGCUCAUUCUGCUCAAAAUAUGAUUACACUUUUAGAACUAAUUCAAAUUGAUUUGUUGAAUCUAGAAUUAAUUAAUGUAUAAUCUAACUAAUUAUAGCCCAGGUUUAAUGGUUAAGGAUAUGAAAAAUGUUCUGCUGGACAGACAUAGAAAUCUUCAUUGCUGUUUUGUGACUGGUAGUGGCUCAAGGAUCCAAGGUGUCUCUCAUUUGCAAGAAGAAUCUUUUAUUACUGACUGGGUUCAGAUUUUUUAUAAGUGCAACACUUUCAGCAUCAAAACUCUACCUGUGAUCUCACAGCAUUUUUUAAAAACUGAGCAUUUUAAUUACAUCAUUACUAUAAACCUGUGGUGAAUAUAUGUAUUUAAGUAAAACGUAACUGAUUUUUGUAAUUUUGCAUUACAUUCUAUUUCCACCAUCAUCCACUAUGCGGUCUCUGCAUCAGUUUGAGAAUAAUGCAGAGGUGGGCUAAAUUGUGAGCAAAUGUUGAAGUUGCAUGGGUAUCACCAAAUAUUUCUCUGUUUGCUAGCUAAUGUUGGCUAGACUGAAAUGUGUCAAACUCACUGGGCUUGUGUAUUUCAACAAUGGGAUUCUCUUAAACUAGCCUGUUAGGCGGUCCAGCAAAAUCACAGUCCAUGAAUGUGAAACAACUUGUCUUCACCCACAACCAAGACCUCUUCUAAAACCUAAAAUAUGCAUUCUCAGCUUGUUUUGUGUUAGCAAUUUAACUAAUCCCAGAGAGCUAUGGCACUGUGUUAGAAGGUAACUUCACAGCUUCACACAAAAACACUGUAUUGUGCUUAAGUGCUAUUAAUAAAGACAAUGAUUUACAUAAUGCAAAUGA